This is a messenger RNA of Athalia rosae (coleseed sawfly), 885 nucleotides long. RefSeq names its product probable phospholipid hydroperoxide glutathione peroxidase. Gene Ontology annotation, molecular function: glutathione peroxidase activity. Gene Ontology annotation, biological process: response to oxidative stress. The transcript is spliced from 5 exons. The record is from RefSeq and is a predicted model, not a curated record. NCBI's taxonomy places the organism in Eukaryota, Metazoa, Arthropoda, Insecta, Hymenoptera, Athaliidae. The coding region runs from base 241 to 756 and encodes 171 amino acids.
AAUCGUCAAGACGUAUUCUCGUGGCUCGUGAGUACUCAGUGGUCGUAAGCCGUGCGUAGUGAACGGUCGUUGGUGAAGAAUACCUUACCCAAUUGAUAAGAAGUAAAAACUAUUCUUCAUACCUACGGUAUUGAAACACAAAGAAAAACUAUUUGCAAAACUUGAUCGUAGACGAACUACUUGUUUCUUUAACUUGAUCUGUCACAAAAAAUAUCCACAGUUUUUAGAUCUUCUAACGCGAUGACUAGCACCGGAGAAAACCCAGAUUACAAAUCGGCCAAGUCGGUCUACGAUUUUACCGCAAAUAAUAUAAAAGGAGCAGGAAUCCCGUUAUCAAAGUAUGCUGGUCAUGUGCUUCUCAUAGUAAAUGUUGCUUCGAAGUGUGGACUGACAGCUACAAACUACAAGGAACUCAAUGAGCUCUAUGACCAAUACCAUUACUCGAAGGGGCUUGAAAUUCUGGCUUUUCCCUGCAACCAAUUCAACGGACAAGAACCUGGUGGUAGCGAUGAAAUCUGCAGCUUUGCUGACAGGCAAAAAGUUAAAUUUGACUUGUUUGAAAAAAUUGACGUAAAUGGUGAAAAUACCCAUCCACUUUGGAAGUAUCUGAAGCACAAGCAAGGUGGACUUCUGGGCAGUUUCAUUAAAUGGAAUUUCACAAAGUUCAUUGUCGAUAAAAAUGGACAGGUUGUCGAAAGACAUGGACCAAAUGUAGAUCCCAGUAAGUUGACAUCGCACCUCGAGAAAUACUUCUAGUAUGAUAUCCACAUGAUGCACAUAUUGCAGAAAUGUAUCUGUAACUAAUGUACUGAUGUUUAAUCAAAUUUGCACAUUCACAGUUACUUGAAUCCAGGCGCAAAAAAUAAAAAUAUGUGAAAAAAAUAA